Molecule: messenger RNA, 1950 nt
Organism: Aptenodytes forsteri (emperor penguin)
Lineage: Eukaryota; Metazoa; Chordata; Aves; Sphenisciformes; Spheniscidae
Product: sucrase-isomaltase, intestinal
Exons: 16
Biological process (GO): carbohydrate metabolic process
Molecular function (GO): carbohydrate binding; alpha-1,4-glucosidase activity
Source: RefSeq, a predicted model, not a curated record
AUGGGCAAGAGGAAGUUCAGUGGGCUGGAAAUCACCCUGAUCGUCCUCUUCUGCCUGGUGGCGAUCAUAGCCUGUGUCCUCAUUGGGCUUUUAGCAUCAGGACAAACCGGAGUCAAAAAUACAGAAUUUUCACCAGAAUGUCCGAACAUAGUAAUAGCAGAGAGAAUUGACUGCAUCCCGGAUCAAGUAGCGACAAAGAGCACCUGCACCCUGCGUGGCUGCUGCUGGAGUCCCGAAAGCAAUACCAGUGUGCCCUGGUGUUUUUUCUCUUCGAACCAUGGGUACAAAGUGGAUGGGUCAAUAAGAUCAACUCAGGCAGGAUUCGAGACUACAUUAACAAGGCUGCCAUCACCUUCCUUCUUCGGAAACGAUAUCAACAUUGUCCUCCUCACAGGAGAGUAUCAGACACCAAAUCGCUUCCGGUUCAAGAUCACUGAUCCUAAAACACACAGAUUUGAAGUCCCCCAUGAGCAUGUGCGAUCUUUCACUGGAUCCGCAGCCUCCAAUUUAAACUACAAAGUGGAUGUGAAGCAGAACCCCUUUGGCAUUGUGGUGACCAGAGUGAGCAACGGUAGAGUGCUGUUUGAUACCACCAUAGGACCACUGCAGUAUGCUGACCAGUUUUUACAGCUAUCAAUCAAACUACCUAGCAGCAACAUUUAUGGUGUGGGAGAGCACGUGCAUAAGCAGUACCGGCACGAUGUUAACUGGAAAACCUGGCCCAUGUUCAGCAGGGAUAUUGGCCCCUCUGGAGCAAUGCAUAACUUAUAUGGAGUUCAAACUUUCUUCCUGUGUUUGGAAGACAGCACUGGAGCCUCCUUUGGUGUUUUCCUAAUGAAUAGCAAUGCCAUGGAGUUUGUGGUGCAGCCUGCUCCAGCAGUGACCUACAGAACCAUUGGCGGGAUCCUUGAUUUCUAUAUGUUCUUGGGGAACACUCCAGAGCAAGUAGUCCAGGAGUACUUGAAGCUCGUGGGACUGCCAGCAUUGCCCUCCUACUGGAGCCUGGGCUUCCAGCUCAGCCGCUGGAAUUACGGGUCUCUGGAUGAGGUGAAGAGAGUUGUGGAGAGGAACAGGGCGAUUGGACUCCCUUAUGAUGCUCAGAUCACUGAUAUUGACUAUAUGGAGGAAAAGAAAGAUUUUACUUAUGACAAAGUGAAAUUUCGAGAUCUCCCUAAUUUUGCAGCUUAUAUGCAUGACUAUGGACAAAAAUAUAUUAUCAUAUUGGAUCCUGCUAUUAGCACACAAAAUUUAGUUGAUGGUAGUCCAUAUGGAAGCUACAUCAGAGGAGAGAACAAAAAAGUCUGGGUUAAUGAAUCAGAUGGAGUAACAGCAUUACUUGGGGAGGUGUGGCCAGGGGAAACUGUGUUCCCAGACUUCACCAACCCAGACUGCACUAGCUGGUGGGUGGAAGAAUGCAAACUCUUUUAUAACGUAGUGCCGUAUGAUGGGAUCUGGAUUGAUAUGAAUGAAGUAUCCAGCUUCAUUAAAGGCUCAAAAAACGGUUGUGCGCAGAAUGACUUAAACUAUCCUCCUUUCACUCCCAGUAUUCUUGACAAGCUCAUGUUUUCCAAGACACUUUGUAUGGAUGCAGUGCAGAAGUGGGGGAAACAUUAUGAUGUCCACAGUCUUUAUGGAUAUUCCAUGGCCAUAUCAACACAGAAAGUUAUUGAAUCAUUGUUUCCUGGAAAACGAAGCUUCCUUAUUUCGAGGUCUACUUUUGUUGGAUCAGGAAAGCACACAGGACACUGGCUGGGAGAUAAUGCAGCAACAUGGGAUCACUUAAAAUGGGCAAUACCUGGAAUGCUGGACUUCAACCUCUUUGGAAUUCCUUAUAUUGGAGCAGAUAUUUGUGGUUUCUUUGACAACACCACAGAAGAACUUUGCAGACGAUGGAUGCAAGUAGGAGCAUUUUACCCAUUUUCCAGGAAUCACAAUUGUGAAGGAUUCAUA